This is a messenger RNA of Plectropomus leopardus (leopard coralgrouper), 21384 nucleotides long. The record is from RefSeq and is a predicted model, not a curated record. NCBI's taxonomy places the organism in Eukaryota, Metazoa, Chordata, Actinopteri, Perciformes, Serranidae.
UUCACCGUCUUUCCCUCGUUGCUGCUGGCGGUGUGUUGCUAGCUCAUCAUUCCAUGUUUGCUGUUUUCCCUGCCAUGCAAACAGCCUAAAACUAUCCGUUGCCAAACAUAAUCAAUAUAGUUGCUCCAUUAAUGCACGUUUUCUGGUUUCAGUGCAGUAAUGCAGUUUGUGCAGCUGCUCCAGGUGUGCCUCUUGGGACUUGGCCUUACCAUGGCCAGUCCCGGAAGGACGUUUCUGAUGAUGUUUCCCCCCCAUAAUGACCCAACAGCAAAUGUUAGCCAUGAAGUGACUAUCACGGCCACUGGUGUUUGGACCUCAGUCACUGUGAAGGUUCUGGAGAGCAGCUUCGUACAACACAUUUUCCUCUCUUCCCGCCAGUCAAAGACAAUCCACCUGCCACUGACUGUGGGAAUAAGCAGCGACCGCUCCUUCUACCUCCUCAGUGUGCAGUCUGUAUGGCCCGUUACAGUCCUUGCCUCAUUCUGUACCCAGACCGGUUGUGACCACAGCCUCCUUCAUGAAGUGUCUUCUUGGGGGAGCCACUAUUAUCCCGUUACUCCUAACUUCCCUAAUCAGACUGCCGUCAGCCAGAUGGUGAUCACCAGCUCAGACCAAGCAACAUCAGCAGAUCUCUUCCUCUCAGGGGACGUGCUCUUUGAAGGCAAUAUACACCCCAGGGGUAGUGUCCUUAAGCUGCAUAUAGGGGUGCUGCAGAGUGUUUACCUCCAGAGCAACUCCAGUCUCUCUGGCUCAGAGUUAAUCUCCAAAGAAGCUGUAGGUGUAGUGGUUGGUUUUACCUGCUCCAAACACACACCCGGGGAUUGCUUGUAUGGAUUUUCCGAGCUGAAACCAGUUACACAGUGGAGUUUUGAUUACGUUGUCCCUCCUUUGGUAAACACAGAAAUGAGUUCCAGUUUCUUGUUGGCACUGGCGACAAUCAACUCUGACCUGGACAUCACCACCAGCACAGAGAGAAAGACUGAGUCUUUGUUUGGCGGCGUUAUGAAGGUCAUCCCAGUUGUGACUUCAGAUAAAAUCCACAUCACCAGUGACAGUCCUCUUCAACUUGUUUACUUUAGACUUGACAAUGCACAGCAGAGACCUUCAACGCUAAUAGUACUGCCAUCUGUUGAUGAUAUCUGCCAGACUGUACCUAUGUUUGAUUCAGGUGAUGUGAGCGAGCAGCAAGAUAACAGAAACCGCUCAGGAGAUUUAAAGUCUGGUGUUAAAUUCUCCCCAAAGCACAACUUUGCUCAGCUGCCUCAUCAUAAUGCAGAGCCCAAUUCUCUUUAUGCAGACACAGAUGUGGGAAAAUAUCUGAGUACCAUGAACAGACAACAAUAUCCAGCAGUGUGUGAGAAAACUGCAGCUUCUUGUGAAGAUAUACACUGUGGUCACAAAAGGAAGUGCUCUAUCAAAGAUAAAAAGCCACUCUGUUCUUUGAGAGCUAAGAUAUGCUCUGCAUGGGGUGACUCUUAUUACCGCACAUUUGAUGGAAGAGAUUUUGCCCUACGGGGAAACUGCAACUACACUUUAGUUCAGACAACAUGUCCAGGCUUUAACGCUUCUGUUCAACUACAGAUUAAUAUAGCACAAGCAUAUUUGAACAGUGCCACUGUCUCUACCAUCCACACAGUGCAGAUAAACAUCCAGGGCUUUGAUAUCUCCAUAGUUAAAGAAGACAAAAAUCAUGUUAGGAUAAAUGGACAGAGAAGGAACUUGCCCCUCACUUUUGGAAAUGGGACCCUGAACUUUUAUCCAAGUGGCUCCAGCGUCGUCUUUGACACUGCCUUCGGCCUGACUCUGCAGUACGACUGGAAACACCAUCUCCAGGUUGAAGUCGGCCCUGAGCUGUAUGGACUCCUGUGCGGCUUGUGUGGAAAUGCUAAUGACAGCUCCUCAGAUGACGUCAGUUCCUCUAAUGGCAUUGAAGAGAGCCAGACGGUGGAUUUUACCCUUCCGUGGGUGUUGAACGGUGACGCAGGCUCCUGUAUUGAAGAUUGCGGUGGUGGUGUCUCAUGUUCAGUGUGCACUGAAAGCCAAACCAAAUCAUUUCCUGGCAUUAGAGGCAAUUCCCUUGGGAUUGGGUGCACUCUGCUGCAGAGGAGCAAUGGACCUUUUGCAGAUUGUCAUUCGCAUGUUGAUCCUGAGCCAUUUGUUCGUAGCUGUGUGAACACCCUUUGUGUCAUGAAUGAAGAUGCCUCUGCUAUGUGCAAGAUAUUGACGGCUUAUGCCAACAUCUGCCAAAGGCUCUUGGCCAGAGUCCAAAAUUGGAGAACCAUCGCCAAGUGCUCUAUGGUGUGCCCUCUGAACAGCCACUAUGAGAUCUGUGGUUCUGCUUGCCCUGCUACCUGUGCUGACCCAGAGGCCCAUAGUAAUUGCACUCUGCCCUGUGUGGAGUCGUGCCAGUGCAACAGGGGAUAUCUGCUGAGUGGUGGGAAGUGUGUACCAGAUAGCAAGUGUGGUUGUCUUCACCAAGGUGCCUACUAUCACCCCAAGGAGAACUUCUGGAUUGACGAACACUGCCAGGAGAAAUGUGUCUGCCAGCCUAGCUCCAAAACAGUCAUGUGCACUCAGUCUCAUUGCCAGGAUGGAAAAGUGUGCAAGCUUCUGAAUGGAGUUGUGGGCUGUUACGCGGAUGGGCCUGGGGUGUGCAUAGCCAAAGGAGAUCCUCAUUAUACCACCUUUGAUGGGCGUAAGUUUGAUGUGUAUGGCAACUGCACUUAUCUACUCACUUCUCACUGUCCCACCUGGGGCGGCCUGGAAGACUUCGGCGUGGAGGUCCAGAACCACAAGGCAGAUGCUACAAAUGUUUCCUUCAAAAUGGUAAAAAUGGUGACGUCCGGUUAUUCCAUAGAGAUGUCAAAUGACUGGAGCAACAGAGUUAUGGUAAAUGGUCUGCUGCUGCGCCUUCCAUCUGUGUUGAGCCAAGGCAAAGUAAAGCUCUACAUGACUGGACUCUCAAAGUGCAUAGAGACUGACUUUGGUGUUGUCAUAACCUACAGCUCUGAUGUCCUGACUGUUCAAAUGCCAAGAAUCUUUUCUGGAAAUCUCUGUGGCCUGUGUGGAAACUUUAAUGAGGAUCCAGAAGAUGAUGUGAUGCCUGAUGAUGAAUCGGAUAUGACUCAGGCUGUUAGACACUGGCAAAUCAGCAGUGAACAUGAAUGUGUGGAUGUACCUAUGAACAACUGGGGUUGCAGUUCACAUGAUCGGACUCUUUAUGAGGGGAAAGAUUUCUGUGCAAGGUUACUGGAUACAGAGGGAGCAUUCCAGAGCUGCCAUAAAACAGUCGACCCACAAGAUUUCUACGAUAACUGUCUUCAUGACCUCUGUGUUAGUAACCAGACUACCCUGUGUCAGAUUCUGUCCAGCUAUGUUGCUGUAUGUCAAGAAAUGGGAGCUAUUGUGGAUGAAUGGAGGGCUUCCAACUUUUGUAAUCUCUCCUGCCCUCCUAACAGUGAAUAUCGCCUGUGCUCCAGGCACAAGUCUGACUGUGUUGAAACCCCAAGUCUUCUAGCAGUGAAAUGCAAAGAGGGCUGUUUCUGCAAAGCAGGGUUUUUCCACAGUAGUGGGGAAUGUGUACCAAACUCUGAGUGUGGCUGCAUCUACAAUGAUGUUUACUAUGAAAUCCAUGAGAACUUCUACCCCGAUGAGCACUGUCAGCUGCACUGCGUCUGUGUGGGCAACAAUCAGGUGCAGUGCACCAACCACACAUGUCCAAACGGGACAAAAUGUGCCAUUCAAGAUGGCCACAGGGCAUGUCAUGCAUCACAACCUGUUAAAUGUGCAGUCAUGGGUGGCAGACACUUCAGGAGCUAUGAUGGACAAAGCUUUGACUUCAAUAUGGGAAGCUGCCGUUAUGUUCUAUCGCAGGUUUGUGACCAGCUGGAGUCUGACCUGUCUGCUGUUAUCCAGCAAGGACAGCUGCACCUCAGGGUCCAUGGGGUGAACAUGACUUUGGAGAUGGAGCAUUUGGGAAAAGUGAAGAUUGAUGGUGUUUUGAGGGGUCUUCCUGUCAAGCUGAAUCACACAGCAAUACUACACGCCGGCUCGCUCACUCGUGUUGUUGUGGACACAGGAGUUGUUGUCACAUAUGGAGGGCCUAGUCUGAUACAAAUAGUGAUUCCUGCCUCCCAAAGAAAAAUGUGUGGCUUGUGUGGAAACUUCAGUGCCAUUAUUACAGAUGACAAACAGAGCCUGAAUGGCAGCCUUGCAAGUGAUGCUUCCAGCUUUGCAUCAUCCUGGUCACUUUCACCACCUGGAACAAACUGCUCUGCAGAAUGCGGCCUCUGUUCAGAGUGCAACUCUACCAUAGCAGCUGAAUUUGCAUCUGACAACCUCUGUGGCAUGCUGCUCACUCCUUCAGGACCAUUUAGUGGAUGCCACUUCACUGUUGACCCAAAGCCCUUCUUUCACAACUGUGUGAAUGAUGUGUGUAUGUCUAAUGGGAGUGAAGAAUUGUUUUGCAGCAGUUUGAGUGCAUACACUUUUGCAUGCCAAGAGGCAGGAGCGAAGGUCAAACCAUGGAGGGGUGAGAAGUGCUCACUCUCAUGCCCUGAAAAAUCUCACUAUAAUAUAUGUGUCAGUGCGUGCCCCGAGUCCUGUGGUAUUUCAUCCGAUAUCCCCUGCCCGUGGGCUUGUUAUGAGGGAUGUCAGUGUGAGUCUGGAUACAUGCAGAGUGGGAAUGGCUGCGUCAAAGCUGAGAAAUGUGGUUGCUUCUACCAUGGGCACUACUAUGAGAUCGGGGAGAUAUCGUGGGCUGAGGGAUGCUCAGAGCGGUGUAACUGCUUUGCCGCUGCCACCAUGUGCUGUGAGCCAGACUCGUGCCCCGAGGGAGAGAGCUGCACCCUUAACAAUACCUGGGGCUGUGCAAGGAAAGAUGAUAGUGAUUCUAAAAUCUGUAACAAUGGAGAGACUUGUGGUGUCCAGAGCCAACCUCUGCAAACCCAGUGUUGGGUUCUGGGAGGUGCCCACUUUCAUACUUUUGAUGGACAGGUGUUUCAAUUCAUGGGAAACUGUACCUACACUCUGGUCCAGAUAUUGAAUGACACCAGUGAGAAUAUUACAUUUUGGGUCGGGGCACAGAAAGACAGGACCCCCGACGAGGCGUCCUCUCUUAAAGCUAUUCAUGUUAAAGUAGCUAAAGACAAUAUAACCAUCUACAGAGGGGGGAGAGGCUUUGCUUGGAUAAAUGGCGAGAAAAGGCUACUGCCCGUGUCCCUGCAGUUUCAAAAUGUUACGAUUUAUCAGAGUGGCAUGUUUGUUGUUGUGGAUACUAGCCUGGGAAUCAAAAUUAAGUAUGACUGCUCUCAUAUUGCCACUAUCCUCCUCUCCAAUACAAAAGAAGUACAUGGCAUGUGUGGGAAUAAUAAUGGCAUCAAAGAAGAUGACCUCAGGACCCCGCAGGGCGAGGCUGUCGAUGCUAACACCUUUGGCUGGAGCUGGAGAGUUCCUGAUCAGGAAGCUCGGUGCACAGCAGACUGUGGAGAUGCAUGCCCACGCUGCUCUGCUGAGCAGCUACUGGAGAAGAAUGUAGCUAGUCAAUGGAUUUCCAUGCAGGAGUACAUUUGGUCGCCGCAAAAUCCAUUUUAUAUGUGCCGGGAAGUUGUUAACCACACCAAAAUCUCUGCAGCUGUGAGCAUGUUUGACCUGUGCUCUAGUAAUGACACUCAGAAGGUCCUCUGCCCGAUCUUAGAGGCCUUUUCUGCUGCCUGCCAAAAUGCCCAGAUCCAGAUCGGAGAGUGGAGGAAUAGUUCUUUCUGCUCCAUUUCCUGCCAGCCAAAUAGCCUUUAUAACUCCUGUGGCUCAGCCUGCCCUGCCACUUGUGAAGACCCAUUCAGUACAAGACCCUGCACACUGGCAUGUGUGGAGACCUGCCAGUGCGACCCAGGGUUCGUCCUGGAAGGCGACAUCUGUGUGCCUUUGUCCCAGUGUGGCUGCACUCACAACGGCCACCAUUACCACAGCAACCAGACCUUCUGGGCCGAUGAGGGAUGCACUGAGCGGUGCAUUUGUGACCCCCACACCAACCAGACACAGUGCCAUUUGGAUUCUUGUGGCCCAGAUAAAUACUGCGGCCUUCAAAAUGGAGUCAGAAGCUGUGUGCCGCACCCCCAGCAGACAUGCAUCUACACUGGUCAUCACAUACUCACCUUUGACCAACAUGAAUAUGAUUUGCACGGCACCUGUCAGUACCAGUUACUGGUCAUGUGUGGACUGGAAGGAGGCCUUGAUGUCAUUCAGGUUCACAUACAGACGGAUGGACACCUGGAGUCAGACGUUCAUGUCCUGGUCAAUGUGAGUGGUGUACUUGUGGAGCUAAACAACAAAAACACUGAGAGCAUAGAGGUCGAUGGUGUCAAGAAGAACAUGCCCUAUCACCUUAGCCACUCUGCACUGGUUUUCUCCUUGGGGCUAAUAACUUACAUCUACACAGACUGGGGCUUUGAAUUUAGUCUCUGCAAAGAGGGCAUAGUCAACAUUCGUCUCUCCAGUAAAUAUGCAAACGCUACUUGCGGCUUGUGUGGCAACUUCAACUCUGAUCCUGCUGAUGACCUCACAGCAAACGGCCUACCCGGGCAUCUCAGUCCGGAGCACUUUGGAAAAGCUUGGAGGAGUGGUCAGAGUCCUUGGUGUGUGGAGGGCUGUCUAGGAGGAAGUUGUCCGAAAUGUUCAUCUGAGCGUCUGGCCCGCUUCUCUGACCCGGAGGCCUGCGGGAGGAUUCUGGAAGUUAAUGGACCAUUCAGGCACUGUCAUGGCAAAGUGGACCCCUCCAGCUUUUACAAGCGCUGCGUCAGUGACCUGUGUCUUCAUGGAGGUCUCCAGCCUGCACUGUGUCACUCGUUGGCAGAGUAUACUGCUGUCUGCCUUUCCCACAAGGCUACAGUUUUUGCCUGGAGGAGUCCUGGAUUCUGCUACGUGUCCUGUCCCUCCAGUACCAGUUACAACAUGAGUUCUGCCCCUGUUCACCUCUGCCUCGGCUGGCAGAACAACACAGUAGAGAUGCCUCCAAACAUUGGGGAAAACUGCCUCUGUGAAGCAGGUUUGGUUCGCAGCGGCACCCUGUGCGUCCCUCCAGAAAACUGCGGCUGUCUUCACCACAGAGAAUACCUAAGGGCAGGACAGGAGGUGUCAACCUGCGAGCAGAGCUGUUUAUGUCAUGCUGGGGGACAAGUGACUUGUCGUAAUGUCUCCUGUGGAGAGGAUGAGGAGUGUAAGCCUAUUAAGGGUGUUCAAGGUUGCCACCCCAAACCUAAAGUGGCACGCUGCUCUGUUGAUGGAUCCCAAUAUACCACGUUUGAUGGACAGGCAUUUGAAUUUCAUGGUUCAUGUAACUACACCCUGGUGCAGACGUGCCUCAGUAAACUAGAUGUGGAGCCUGUUUUGAUAGCCGCACAGGGCAACCGCAGCGAAGGCAGGCAGAUCUACUUGAAAGUUGAUAAAAUGCAUUUUAAGAUGUCAACAGCUUUUCCUGGAAAAAUUCAGGUGAAUGGAGUUUUCGAGAACUUGCCAUUUUCCCAGAGCAACGUCACUGUACAUCAGAAAAAUGGACAGAUAACCAUCAAGACGCCACAGUCGGUUGAGCUUAUUUCAGACCUGCAAAGCCACAUUUUUGUAAAGAUCCCCAACAGUUACCACAACACAACCUGUGGUCUUUGUGGAAACUACAACAAUAACCCCUCAGAUGACCUGCAGCUGCCUAAUGACACCGUGACCUCUGACCCUGACGUCUUUGGGCCGUCGUGGAAAUUGUUUAAUGCGGAGUCAUCCUGCAGCGACACAUAUGACAGUACCCAUCGACUCUGCCACUCCCCCAUCCCUGAAUACACCUCUGACCUGUACUGUGGUCUUCUCACCAAUCCCAGCGGACCAUUCUCCUCUUGUCACCAUAUAGUUUGCCCAAACAAAUACUUCGCACUCUGCAUGGAAAGCCUUUGCAUUGCAGAGGGACAGCACUGGGCCCUGUGUGAUGCACUGUGGUCCUAUGUGGCAGCAUGUAAGGAGGCAGGAGGAGGAGUUCACCUCUGGAUGAACUCCACAGACUGUGCUUAUGAAUGUCCUCAAUACAGCCACUACAGCCAGUGUGCCAAUGCUUGCUCCUCAGUGUGUCCUGAGAGUAGCCAGGCGGUGCAUUGCCCCAGAGACUGUGAGGAAGGUUGCCAGUGUAAUACUGGACACCUUUAUGAUGGUCAUGCCUGUGUACCAGCGGAGCAAUGUGGCUGCCUACAGGACGGGAGGAGAUUUGAGGCCUCUGAGAGCAGACUCCUACAAAACUGUACCGUUAACUGCACCUGUGGGCCCCCUCUCGUCUGUGAGCGGUACUCAUGUCCUGCACAGCACAGUUGUAUAGUUUCUGAUGGACUCAUCGGGUGCCACAAAGAUGUGAAAAACCCAGAUCCAUGUGAGGGAAAAUGUGGUGAAAGUGAGAAAUGUCACCUGAACAAUGGUGUGCCUGUCUGUGAGAGUCGUCAGGGUCUGUGCUGGAGCUGGGGAGGCCGGCACUACCACACCUUUGAUGGCCUCGACUAUGACUUUGAGGGCACCUGCACCUACAUGUUCGCAGCCAGCAAGGGGGCAAUUUCUGGUCUGACCCCCUUUAGUGUGUCCAAGAAGAACUGCUAUGAUGGCACUGUAACCUCCGCACAGGAGGUCACUGUGAAAGUUUAUGGGUUCAUCAUCAAGCUCAGUAGUGAAAAAAACAGCAUACAUGUUAAUGGUCAAGUGACUAAUAUUCCUGUUAAUCUAAUGCCGGGUAAGAUCCAGAUUUCUUCCAGGGACAGCAAAGUUAAACUGACAACUGACUUUAUACAGGUGGUCUUGGUUGGGAACUCCACUGUUGUUGUUAUACUGGACCCACACUUCAAGGGUGAAGUCUAUGGACUGUGUGGCAAUUUUAACAGUUAUUCUCAAGAUGAGUAUCCUGUAACUACACCUGGUUCCCCUCCCAGUAACACAAGUGCAGCACUCGCCCAGGCUUACCAACUCUUUGAAGAGGACCAAAACUGUUGUAGUAACUGUAAGCAGAAGCCAGAUCCUGUUUAUGAUGUUGUCUCCAGAGGCAAAAGUCAGUGUGCAGUGCUGGUGGAUCAGGACGGUCUGUUGGCCCACUGUCACAGUCGAGUCGAUCCACAUUCCUUCUAUGAAAGUUGUGUGGUCAGCGUGCAGAAUGGAGGGUCAAAAGAUGCUCUUGACCAGGCCAUUUAUUCAUAUACCGCAGUUUGUGAAGAAGCCAGUGGCAGCUACCACAGUGGAGUCACAGCUGACACAACUAUGGACUGUCCACCAAACAGCCACUACAAGACCUGUGGCUCAGCCUGUCCCCCAUCCUGUGAGUUUAACUCCACUUUCUGUAACAAGAUCUGUGUUCAGGGCUGUUUCUGUGACGCCGGCUUCGUUAGGAGUCAGGCUGGCUGUGUUCGUCCACAUCAGUGUGGCUGCAUGGACUCCAGAGGCAAAUACCACAGCCUCAACUCAACUUUCUGGACGCCAGACGACUGUGGGCAGCUCUGUCUCUGUGGACCAUCCAGUGGAGAGAUCCACUGCCGCCCAGCCCAGUGCCCCAGAGGAACAGUCUGCAAGCAGCUGCGGCAUAAGAGGGUGUGUCAAGCUGAAAAGCCCCAGAACUGUACCAUCGUUACUGGACUGCAUUUUACGACCUUUGAUGGACUUCAUUUUGACUUUAGAGACAGUUGUGCAUAUUCUCUGGUUCAAACCAAGACCAACAUAACAGGACUGACACCAUUUAAUAUCACUGUCUCCAAUGCAAGUUGCCACAAAAGACUUUUCCACAGCCUCGAUUUGACACUCGUCAUCUAUGGUUUGGAGGUGGAGGUGAGAAAGGAGGACCCAGCAAAGGUUUUGGUUCAUGGACUGUAUAAGCCCUUACCAUACUCUCACCUGACCGGCCGUGUGAAUGCCUACCGCACACCUUCGUCUAUCAUCAUUCACACCGAUGUGGGAUUACAGCUGAUCGUCUACAACUCCGGCACGUUAAUGGUGAUCCUCCCUGGCAGUUACAGUUCAUCUGUCUCUGGUCUCUGUGGGAAUGCCAACACUGACCCUCAUGAUGACCAAAUGAUGCCCAAUAAUGAGCUCGCCCAAAAUAGUCUAGAGUUUGCCCACAGCUGGAAGUCUCUGGGAUCAGAAGCCUGCAGGUCCAACUGUUCCUCCAGACCAAAGCAUUGUCCUGCUGAGGCACAGAAGCUGUUUGAAGGCAGUGAUUUUUGUGGGGUGUUGUUGAAUGAGCUUGGGCCGUUUGCAGAUUGUGCCUCAGUGUUAAGUCCCAAGAUUUACUUCCACAGCUGUGUGACAGAUUUGUGCUCUUAUGGCGGACACAACUCAGCACUCUGCAAUUCCAUUGCUGCUUAUGCUGCUGCCUGCCAAGCAGCUCAGCUGCCUGUCAGGCAUUGGAGGAGUGACACUUUCUGUGGUAUGUCAUGCCCCAAGAAUAGCCAUUACGAGCUGUGUGGACCUCGAUGUCCUGUCGUGUGCCUCGGACUGUCCUCCCCAGCCAACUGCAGUGGAGGUUGUGAGGAGGGCUGCCAGUGUGACCCUGGCUACGUCCUGAGUGAUAGCCAGUGUGUGCUGGUUUCUGACUGUGGUUGCAUGCAUGAGGGACAGUAUCACCCUGCUGGCAUCUUCUACUCUGAGAAAAACUGCCAAAAGUGUAACUGUAAAGGGGGAGAAGUGGCCUGCAGCCCCAUGGACAGCUGUACGAUAAAGGAUGGCCUUGCCUUGCAGCAUGGGGUGUGCCAAGUGUUUGCUGGCUUUGGCUACAUCACUUUUGAUGGUGUUGUUCUGCCUCACCACGGAGCUUGCACCUAUGUUGUGUCAGCCCUCUCCUCUAAAGUCAUGCAUGACUAUACUCUUCUCCUUAGCUUUAGAAAGGAAGGCAAUGGCAUUUUCUCUAUCAGCAGAUUGGUAUUUCGUUUACAUUCAGUCGAGGUGUCCAUUGACCCAGAAGCUCUAUGGAAAAUACAAGUAAACAAAGAGGAAUGCAGAGUGCCUUUUAACAGUGGAGAACUACAAGCAUACCAAGAUGGCAACAGGCUGAUUAUCAUCACACCAUCCGGGGUGGGGAUUGACUUAUCUUCUACUCAAUACCUCAGGUUAACUGUACCGCAGGUACAUGAUGCCACAGCUUCGGGCCUCUGUGGGAACUUCAACGGGGAUAAGUACGAUGACAUGGAACUGAAAAAUGGCCACCUUACCAAAAGCUUUGCAGAGCUCCUGCACAGCUGGGCAGCAGUAGCUCCUGGUGGACAGCACUGCACUGACACUUGUGGGACGGAGUGUGAUGAGUGUAGGCUGUCCCUCAAUGACAGCAUGGUCUGUGACAUCCUGUUGAUUAAUAGUAUUGACUUCCACCGUUGCUGGAGCAGUGAUGUGCAGCGCGAUAUUUACACACUUAUGUGCAACAGGGCAGUUUGUGCCGGGGCAGCAGGGCAAGAGGCUGCAUGUCUCGCACUGGAAGCAUAUUCUGCAGCCUGCCAGGCUAGAGGAAUACCAGUAGGACCAUGGAGAGAGAAUACUCCAUGUGCUCUUCAGUGCCCUGACCGCAGCAGCCCAAGGAAGUGUGUUGACUCCAGCUCCAACUCUUGCCCUGCUCUGCUGCGGCCUGGUUCCUCAGCAACUGGCUGUUCAGAAGGAUGCGAGUGCCACAAUGGAAAAGUGUUCGAUGAGGGCGAGUGCAUACCCUACAGUCAGUGUGGGUGUGUUCAUCAUGAUAUAUAUAUCAAGAUGGAUGAGCAAUUGUACACUGAGGACUGCACCCAGAGAUGCUGGUGCCAUCCUUUGGGUGGGGCGUUAUGUGAGGAGGCAGGCUGCGGUGCAGGGCAGCAGUGUGCUCUGAGGAAUGGUUCCUGGGGUUGUCGUGACAGACCUAAAGUUUGUGAGCUUAAGGGCAGCCUUCAAGUCUCCACACUUAGUGGGCAGCAGCUGAGUUUGGAGCCUGGGUUAUCUUACAGUCUGAUGUCCCUCUGUGACGAGGCCAGUGUGCACUGGUUCAGCCUGAUCUCUUACCGUGGACCUUGUGAUGGCAGCUCUUCCAGGCCAAUCACUGUGUUUCAGAUCCUCCUGCAGGGAUCAUCGUUAACCAUACAUGAAGGCAAAGUGAAGGUGAAUGGACAUUUGGUGUCCCUCCCUCACAUCUUGCCAUUUGGGGUGUCCCUGUCAUCUGGGAUGAGCCAGGACAAGUCAGAGGUGUCAGUGAUACUGAGAAGAGACACUGGCUUGGAGUCAGAGCUGGAGAUGGAGAUUGGUGUUAACAUGUUGACGGUCAAGGUCCCCCUGUGGUACUCAGGCAAACUGUGUGGCCUCUGUGGAAACCUGAAUGACCUCCACUCACACAGUUCAGUCAGGUCAUGGAUUCUGUCUGACUUUCCUGGCUGCGCUGGAUGGGCAGGGAGGGAGUUUGCCCUGUCAUUCAUGGAGAAUUAUGCUCCCAACUACGACAGUCCUCGCUUUCAGCUAUACAUCACCGCUGUUCAGGCCAAGACUAAAGUGACAGUGCAAGUGCCUCCCUUAAACUUCAAGCAGGAGAAAACUCUAAAUGCCGGAGAAGGGGUCACCAUCAGUCUACCGAAGAGUGUUGAGAUGUAUGGCAGCAAGAGGUCUCCCAACACGGUGCGCAUUGAAGCAUCGGCAGAUGUGACGGUAACCUCCUUCAACUCCAAGCUGUACACAGCAGACAUCUCUGUGGUGUAUCCCACAACUGAAUGGGGUACUGAAUAUUUCAUCCUUACGCCCACUGGGUCCCCCUAUGGCUCUCAUAAAGAGUUUGCUGUGACAAAUGGUAAAGAGAGCAACAAAGUGGAAAUUUUCCCACACGGAUCCAUCAAGUUCCAGGGCCGUGUCUAUGGGAUUGGCAGCCGGAUGGUGAUCGAUCUCCAGCCUUAUGAGAGCAUCCAGCUCCAGUCAGUGAACAACCUCUCUGGCACCAGAGUUUCCUCCCAGCGCCCUGUUGCUGUUGUCACGGGUCACACAUGCACCUGGCGCUUCUCCAAAUGCAACCAUGUAUAUGAGCAGCUGCUGCCAGUCAGCAAGUGGGGAACCAGCUUCAUUGUGCCUCCGCUGAGCUUCCAGGAGAGAUAUGACAGCGUCUUCCUCCAGGCCUCCCAGCUCACCCGAGCCACCGUCCAAUACGGCAACCGUGAAGAUGUUUUUACUCUGUCCAGGGGGCAGGUAAUGGAGGUCCGCUACCACAAUCCCGAAACGCUGUCCAUUCAGGCUGAUCACGGCAUCCAGGUCCUCCUACUCUUCAACGGUGUCACACUAAGCUGGCAACAAUUCUAUGACCCUUUCAUAAUGACCAUCCUGCCCACAGAACGCUUCUGCUCCUCUUACUCACUAGAGGCCCUGGAGGGCUUUGACAACCAAGUCCUGAUUGUGGCGAAGACCAGUGCAAUGGCAGAGCUGAGUUUUGAUGGUACAAACGUGCUCCGUGAUGCCAAGUGGAAAAAGGUUUUAGGGACAGAGUACUCUUGGACACAGAUGCCCUACAAACAAAACCCCAGCAACAAUAGACACACUGUGUCCAGCUCUGGCUCCCUCUUUGCUCUCUACAGUUUAGGAGUCAGCCAGAUGAAUGGUUAUGGUUCCCUAGGACAAUGUAUACAGCAAGGUGGUGGAUCUGGAACAUUGUCCUGCAGCAGUAUCACCUGCAGUGCCAAUGAGGUGUGUGAAGAAAAGGGUGGGUAUCCCUCCUGUGUCCCCAAACCAGUGGACAAGAAGCCUGGCAUCUGCUGGGCCAUGGGAGAUCCCCACUACCGCACCUUUGACGGGCGUCACUAUAACUUCAUGGGUACCUGCACAUACGUCAUUGCUAAAAACUGUGGGAAAGAUGAUCAUCUCCCUGCGUUUGAGGUCCUCGCCAAAAAUGAGAACAGGGGAAGCCUCAGGGUGUCGUAUGUCAGCUUGGUCACAGUGAAGGUGUAUGGCUUCACCAUAACAGUAGUUCGGUCUGAGACGGGCCGUGUGAGGAUUGACAAUGGUUUGUGGAGUUUGCCUGUGACCUUGAACAACGGAAAGCUGACCAUGUUUCAGAGCGGUCGCUCUGUGGUCAUUGAGACUGAUUUUGGCCUGACUGUCCGUUACGACUGGGAACACUAUCUCGAGGUCACUCUGUCCGGAAGUUACGCUGGUAAGACUUGUGGUCUGUGUGGCAACUUCAACAACAACCCCAAUGAUGACUUCACCACACCCUCUGGCACACAGGUGGGUGGGGCUGUGGCUUUUGGGAGCAGCUGGAAGGUGCCGGGGCUGGUUAAAGACGCUCUGUGCAAAGAUGACUGUGUGGGUGGGUGUGAGCGCUGUGAACACAGCAUGAUAAAGAUGUGGGAGGGUGACCUGUUUUGUGGGCUCAUCACACUUAUAGUAAAUGGGCCAUUCAGCAAAUGCCAUGCAGUCAUUGACCCACAAGCAUACUUUGAGAACUGUAAAUAUGAUGUGUGCAUGGGAGGCGGCCUUCGACAUUUCCUCUGCAGGGCACUGGAGGCAUACACUGAAGCCUGCCAGCUUGCUGGAAUCCAGGUUCAAGAUUGGAGGAAGAUGGCAAAAUGCCCUGCUAAAUGUCCAGCCAACAGUCACUAUGAGCUCUGCGGCAAUGCCUGUCCUGCCACUUGUGUGGACGGUAAUGCUCCUUCCAAAUGCAAACGUCCCUGUGUGCAGACCUGCACCUGUAACACAGGCUUUGUUCUUAGCGGAGGUCACUGUGUGCCUGCCUCCAAGUGUGGUUGUGUGUAUGAGGGUCGAAGCAUCUCUGCUGGAGAGACAUUCUGGCCUGAUGAGGGCUGUCGGCGGAGGUGUAAGUGCACUGCUGGAAGCGGACGCGUUGAGUGCCAGGAUAAAGGCUGUGGGGCAGGGCACCUGUGCAAAGUGAUUGACGGCAUUAGAAAGUGCCAGGCAGUUUCACACAGCACCUGCCAGGCCACAGGUGACCCCCAUUAUAAGACCUUUGACAACAGGAGGUUUAAUUUCCAGGGCACAUGUGUGUACCAACUGGUUGCACUCUGCUCCAAGGACCCAGAGUUAGUACCCUUUGAAGUUCUGGUGCAGAAUGAUCACCGGGGCAACAAGGUGGUCUCUUACACCAAGUUAGUGGAGAUCAAGAUAGACUCCAUCAGCAUUGUGAUUACAAAGACUCACAAGGGCCAGAUUAUGGUGAAUAAUGAGCUUGUCAACCUGCCCAUCACCCUGGAUGAAGGAAAGAUAUCUGUGUUUAAGAGUGGCUGGUCAGCCGUGGUCACUACAAACUUCGGCCUGAAAGUCACCUUCAACUGGGAAAGUGCCGUUUACGUAACACUGCCAAGCAAUUACAUGGGAGCCGUUUGUGGCCUCUGUGGUAACUACAAUGGCAAACCCGGGGAUGACCUGAUUCCAAGGAAUGGCAACAAACCCGUCUCACCCGACAAUUUCGGCACCAGCUGGCGAGUAGCAGAGAUCCCAGGGUGUGUGGAGGGCUGUAAAGGGGUGUGUCCUGAUUGCGACGUUAACCAGAAGGUUCAGUAUGAAAAAAAAGAUUUCUGCGGUAUGAUCACAGACCCCAAAGGGCCGUUCCGUGACUGCCAUGCCAAGGUGGACCCAGCUUCCUUCUUUGAAGACUGUGUUUAUGAUGUAUGCCUGUAUAAGGGCAGAAAGGAUGUGCUGUGUCAAGGUAUUACAUCAUACACAUCUGCCUGUCAAGCUGUGGGGGCCAAGGUGUACAGCUGGAGAACCAAACAGUUUUGUGCGGUGAAAUGUUCCAUCCACAGCCACUAUGAAAUUUGUGCGAUGGGCUGUCCUGCUACUUGCCAGAGUCUGACCCCUCCUCAAGGUUGCCAAGCUGAGUGUGAGGAGGGCUGUGCCUGUGAUGAGGGAUACAUCCUCAGUGGAGAUCACUGCGUUCCCUUCUCACAGUGCGGCUGCAUCCACAAUGACCGCUACUAUCGCAUCGGCCAGGUGUUUUAUCCCAAUGGGAAGUGUCAGGAGGAGUGCAAGUGCUCACAAGAUGGAGAGGUUGUGUGCAAGAAGUUCACAUGUGGUCCUAAUGAGAAGUGUAAAGUGGAGAAUGGCAUCCAAAAAUGUCACCCUGUUGGUAAGGGUGUUUGCCACGCCUCUGGUGACCCCCAUUACCGCUCCUAUGAUGGACGGACAUUUGAUUUCCAAGGCACCUGCACCUACACACUCUCCAAGAGCUGUAGACUGGAAGGGACCCACCUGGUGGCCUUCUCUGUUCAGGUGCAGAACGUGCAGUGGAACCAGAUGAUGAACAACAAAGUGGUGUCUGUCACCAAGCUGGUCGCUGUGGACGUCUUUGGCUUCACGCUCAUCAUGAGGAACAACAUGUUUGGAGUCCUGAUAAAUGGAGUGUUUAACUACCUUCCUGUGAAUCUCAAUGAUGGAGCUGUGCAGAUCUUUCAAGAAGGCAGGCAUUAUGUGAUUUUAACCGAUUUUGGGCUGCGUGUGACUUAUGACCUGGUCUAUCAUGUGACGGUCACAGUACCUGGUAAUUACCGUGAUAAGGUCUGUGGCCUGUGUGGAAACUUCAACGGAAACCCAAAAGAUGACUUCCAAAUGCCUAAUCGUCAGCUCACCAACAAUGUAAAUGCGUUUGGAACAUCAUGGAAGGUCACCAUCCCAAAUGUGGUGUGUGCAAAUGGCUGCGAAGGGAAUAACUGUCCUACAUGUGACCCAGCUCGCAAGGCUUUGUUUUCAAAGACCACUUACUGCGGUAUUGUUACAGCACCCAGCGGUCCUUUUGCAGCCUGCCACAGUAAACUGGACCCACAGCCAUACUUCCUAGACUGUGUGUUUGAUGUGUGUGCUUCUGAUGGUGAUGGGAAGGUGCUGUGUAACAGCAUAGCAGCCUAUGCCUUCAACUGUCAUAUGGCAGGAGUGGACGUCAAAAACUGGAGGACGCCUUCAUUCUGUCCCAUGAAAUGCCCAGCCAACAGUCACUACGAGGUGUGUGCAGACCCCUGCUCUGCAUCCUGCGCCGGCCUCUCAAAGAUUGUCCCGUGCUCCACCAGCUGUACAGAAGGCUGUGAAUGUAAUGAUGGCUUCCUAUUCAAUGGACAUGGGUGUGUUCAAGAGACUCAGUGUGGCUGCUAUGAUAACGGCAGAACAUACAAGCCUGGUGAGGUGGUGUAUGAGGACGACUGUAACACAAAGUGCACCUGCAAUCCAGAGGCAGGCCUCACCUGUGGGAAGCAUUCUUGCCCUAAAAGUACCAAAUGCAUGGUCAAGAAAGGAAUCAGGGCAUGCUACAACACAGAUCCCUGCAAAGAUGCAAAGUGUCGGGUCAAAGAGAAGUGCCGUAUUGAGAAGGGUGAAGCCGUGUGCGUCCCUGAGUACACGGGUAUAUGCUGGGCCUGGGGCGACCCCCACUACCACACGUUUGAUGGUUACAACUUUAACUUCCAGGGCACCUGCAAGUAUGUCAUCUCCAAGACCUGCGGGAAUCUGGAUGGCCUGGUGCCGUUCUCAAUCACUGAGAGGAACGAUAACCGCGGAAACACGGCAGUUUCUUAUGUCAGGGAGGUGGAUGUGUCUGUGUAUGGGUACACCAUCACCAUCCACAAGAGCCAAGUUGGCCGAGUCAUGGUGAACGGGCAGCUGCUGAAUCUUCCGGUACACCUGUUAGCAUAUGAGGGUGAGGGUGAGGUAUCAGUGUUUCAGCGCGGUCUCUAUGCAGUGGUGGAGACAAGUUUUGGCCUGGUCAUCUCCUACGACUGGAACUGGGAGCUGGUCAUCAGGCUUCCCAGCAGCUACUACGGCAGUGUCUGUGGUCUGUGCGGUAACUUCAACGGCAACAACCGUGACGAGCUCCAGAAUCCAGCUGGCAAAGCUGUCUCUUCAGUGAUAGAGUGGGGCAAGAGCUGGCAAACACCUGACCAGGACAAGGACCAUCCUUGCUGGGACACGUGUAAGGAAAAGUGCCCCACGUGUGAUGGCAAUCUGCGUAAGCUCUAUGAGACCGAGGCUUUCUGUGGCGGCCUCGUAGCCAAAACCAACAAUGUGUUCAAGAAAUGUCAUGCAAAACUGGACCCCCAGGCCUUCAUGAACAGCUGUGUGUAUGAUAUGUGUUUGAAUAAGGGAGACAAAAAGAUGCUGUGCCAGGCGCUGGCCUCCUACAGUCAGCAUUGUCGUGAGGAGGGGAUAAUAAUCAAGGACUGGCGGAAAAAGUUCAGCUGCCCAAUGAGCUGUCAGCGUCACAGCCACUAUGAAGACUGUGCUAGCCCAUGCCAGCCAUCCUGCCCAUUCCCUGAGAAAAAGAGGCCCUGCUCCGGUACUUGUGUGGAGACCUGUGUGUGCGACAAGGGUUAUGUCCUCAGCGCUGGCUCCUGUGUGCCUGCCAAGACAUGUGGCUGCUCCUAUGAGGGCCGUUACUACAAGCCAGGCCAGCACUUCUGGGAUGAUGAGUAUUGCCACCGCCUAUGUGAAUGCGAUACGACCAUGGGCAUGGUGAAAUGCCGUGAGGCUUCCUGCUCUGCCAAGGAGACAUGCACCGUGGUUGACGGAGAGCGAGCCUGCCGACCCAUCAGUCACGCCACGUGCACAGCCUCAGGUGACCCGCACUACCGCAGCUUUGAUGGCCGCAGGUUUGACUUCCAGGGCACAUGUGUGUAUCAGCUGGUGGGACUGUGCUCGGAGCAGCCUGGGUUAGUGCCGUUCAAGGUGACUGUGCAGAACGACCACCGGGGAAGCAUGGCCGUGUCCUACACAAGAACUGUCACGUUUUCCAUAUAUGGCAUCACCCUCACUAUCAGCAGAGAAUACCCCUACAAGGUUCUGCUCAAUGGGCAGCUCGCUUCGUUACCGCUGGAUUACAAUAAUGAGCUGAUCGUGUUUCUCAGCGGCUGGACAGCUGUAGUGGAGACAGUUGCUGGUAUCACCGUGACCUUUGACUGGCGGAGCACGGUGAGCGUUACUCUGCCCAGCAACUACGAGGGUGCUGUCUGCGGUCUGUGCGGCAACUACAAUGGCAAAGCUCAGGAUGACCUGACCAUGCGGAACGGCCAGACCGCCAAAAAUGGAGACAUGUUUGGGGAGAGCUGGCAGGUGGCCCUCGUACCCGGCUGCUCAUCAGUCUGCCAGGGGGCAGGGUGCCAGGCCUGUACAGACUCCCAGAGGAAAGUGUACCGAGCUCAGAAGUACUGUGGUAUUAUCGCUGACAAAGCAGGGCCUUUCAGAGAUUGUCACAAACGAGUGGACCCCACUCCUUACCUGGAAGACUGCGUGUACGAUGCCUGUCACUAUCAUGGUCACCAUGGGUCAGUCUGUGAUGCUGUGGGAAUCUAUGUCUCUGCCUGUCAGAGCCAAGGAAUCGCCAUCCGCUCUUGGAGAACAGAUACCUUCUGUCCGAUCGUGUGUCCAGCUAACAGCCAUUAUGCCCUGUGUGCCACGGGCUGCCCAGCCACCUGCGCCAGCUUACCCUCCUUUACAACCUGCCGCAGGCCCUGCACAGAGGCCUGCGUGUGUGAUGAGGGCUACCUGCUCAGUGGGGAUACCUGUGUGCCCGUCAAAGACUGCGGCUGCUCCUAUGAUGGCCACUACUAUAGGAGAGGAGAUGUUUUCUUCCCCGAAACCAAGUGUGUGGAGGAAUGCGUCUGUGGAGAGAACGGUGCUGUGUCUUGCCAAAAAGCAAAGUGCCGUGCAGGGGAGAUCUGUAAGAUUGUAAACGGAGUGAAAGGCUGCCACCCUGAGGGGCAGGGCAAGUGUGUGGCCUCUGGUGACCCUCAUUAUAUUUCUUUUGAUGGACGGAGGUUUGAUUUCCAGGGUACGUGUGUCUAUGUGUUGGCCAAGGUUUGUGAUGAUGACAAAGGCCAGCUGACGCCAUUCACUGUAACUCAGGGGAACGAGAAGUAUGGAAAUGGUAAAGUGGCUGUCACCAAGUCGGUUGCAGUGGAGGUCUACGGUUAUGUCAUUUACAUCCAGCAGAAAGUGCCCUGGAAAGUCAUUGUGGAUGAUGAACUUCUAAACCUUCCUCUCUCCCUGGACAAUGGGCGUGUCAGAGUCACCCAGGAAGGUCGCAACGUAAUUGUCCGCACAGACUUUGGCCUGGCGGUCCUGUACGACACUGUGUAUUAUGUGGAGGUGAUCGUGCCAUCUACUUAUGAGGGCAAGAUGUGUGGCCUUUGUGGCAACUACAACAAGAACGGCGGUGAUGACUUCAGACUUCCCAAUGGCAAAAAGGCAAACAACGUCGAUGACUUUGGGAAGGCGUGGGUGGUGGACCUGCCUGGCAAUGUGUGUGGUGGCUGCGGAGGCCAGUGUCCUGUAUGUGAGCAGGCCAAGGCCACUCUGUACGGGAAAGCCGACUCCUGUGGCAUCAUGAGUGCACCGAAUGGGCCUUUCAAAGCCUGCCACAGUAAAAUUGACCCGGCGGUGUUUGUGUCUCACUGCGUGUUUGAUGUUUGUGCGGUUGGUGGCAACAAAGGCACUCUGUGUGACAGUGUCCAGGCAUAUGCUUUGGCCUGCCAAAGCGAAGGAGUGAAAAUUCAGCCAUGGAGGAGCAGCUCCUUCUGCCCUGCUUCCUGCCCAGCACACAGUCACUAUGAGGUGUGCGCCAACACCUGUGGUGGGACCUGUGCCAGCUUUAUUUAUCCGUUCACUUGUUCUGAAAGCUGCUUUGAGGGAUGUGAAUGUGAUGCCGGCUUUGUUUUCGAUGGCAUCCAAUGUGUUCCCUUGGACAACUGUGGAUGUGUGCACAAUGGCAGAUAUCUGACGGUGGGUCAAGCAGUGGUGGACAAAGCCUGUAAGUCCAAGUGUGUGUGUCAGGCCUCUGGGCUGAUUAAGUGUGAGAAGCUGUCUUGUGCCAGUGGGGAGGUUUGUGGCGUCAGAGAUGGGGUGAGAGGUUGCCAUGCCAAACAGGGCCAUUGCGGCAUCAGCCAAGUUGGCCACAUCACCUCCUUUGAUGGCAUGUCUGGAGCGAUAGGAGCUCAAGGGGCAUUUGAAGUGGCGUCUCUGUGCGAUGAAGCCACCAAGCUGUGGUUCCGUGUGGUUGUGGAUGUUAGGAUCUGCAGUAAAGGCAGAUCUCCCACUGUCGCCACCGUGCAUGUGUUCUUCAAGGAAACAGUUGUCGCAGUGAACAGCCAACACGUGACGUGGGUAAAUGGCAGGAAAGUGUCUCUUCCCAGCAAAGUGACGAGUGACAUCUCAGUCCGCAUCUCAGAGAGGACUGUGAUCGUCGAGCACGCAUCUGCCGUGCGGGUCACCUACUCAAUUUCCCAAGAGGUCACCGUCAUUGUAGACAGCAGCCUCUCUGGUAAAAUGUGCGGAGCCUGCGGCAACUACAACAGCAACUCCAAAGAUGAUAUGAGGACGGCAGAUGGGAAAAUCACCACCGAUGUGACUGUGGUUGUUGGCUCCUGGAGUGCUGGGGACUUUUCUAGAUGCGGCCUGUAG